CAUAUCAUAAUACCAUCGUCCUCAUAAGAAAGGGACUAAAAUAUGGCACCUAAUUAUGUUAAUAGAGUCACAGCUUCCAUUGUUGUUUUGCAUGCCUUCCUUAUCUUGACCCAAAUAUCUUGUUCUUUUGUGCUCACUCCCCCCAAAAAUUAUUCAGAUGUUGAUCUUCUCGAAUUUCCUCUUAAUUUAGAGUACUUGGAGGCUGAAUUCUUUUUAUUUGGAUCAUUAGGUCAUGGAUUGGAUGUAGUUGCUCCAGAGUUAGCAGAGGGUGGCCCUCCUCCUAUUGGGGCAAAAGUGGCCAGACUUGGUGACCUUGUUAGGGAUGUUAUAUUACAGUUUGGUGUGCAAGAAAUUGGACACUUGAGGGCUAUAAAGAGCACAGUGAGAGGAUUUCCUAGACCUUUAUUAGAUCUAAGCAAAUCAUCAUUUGCCAAGAUAAUGGAUAGUGCCUUUGGACAUCCUCUUCACCCUCCUUUUGAUCCUUAUGCAAAUGAUAUCAACUAUCUGAUUGCAUCAUAUGUGAUUCCUUAUGUUGGUCUUACUGGUUAUGUUGGAGCCAAUCCACUAUUGCGAAAUGCUACUUCCAAGAAGCUAGUUGCAGGCCUUCUAGGAGUAGAAGCAGGCCAAGAUGCAGUUAUAAGAACAUUGUUAUACGAACGUCGAGCAUGGAAGGUGCAUCCUUAUGGAGUAACUGUGGCAGAGUUCACUAAUCGUAUCUCAACCCUUAGGAAUAAAUUAGGGAAUGAGGGUGUGAAAGAUGAGGGUCUUGGAUUCACAUCUCCUUUCUCAGGAAACAUCCUUUCUGCUGAUAAUAAUUCACUAUCAUAUCCAAGGACUCCACAAGAAAUAUUGAGGAUUAUAUAUGGAAGUGGUAAUGAGAGUGUCCCUGGUGGCUUCUACCCUAAGGGAGCAGAUGGUCGUAUAGCAAGAUAUUACUUACACGAUACUUAAUUAGAGUUAUUGAAAACUAAUUCUCUAGGUAUUAUCUCUACUUUGUAGAUUAAGACCAUGGAGAGUAAAUAUAAGAAAAAUUAUGUGUAUGGACAUCCAUACACCUUGUGUAUAUCUUGAGAGAGAAGUAAAUAAAAAUGGUGAUGUGAUAUAUA
This is a messenger RNA of Medicago truncatula (barrel medic), 1106 nucleotides long. RefSeq names its product desiccation-related protein PCC13-62. Lineage: Eukaryota; Viridiplantae; Streptophyta; Magnoliopsida; Fabales; Fabaceae. The transcript is spliced from 3 exons. Bases 43 to 951 code for a protein of 302 amino acids. The record is from RefSeq and is a predicted model, not a curated record.